This is a messenger RNA of Tachyglossus aculeatus (Australian echidna), 1902 nucleotides long. RefSeq names its product chaperonin containing TCP1 subunit 2 (gene CCT2). Gene Ontology annotation, molecular function: ATP binding; ATP-dependent protein folding chaperone; ATP hydrolysis activity. The coding region runs from base 80 to 1687 and encodes 535 amino acids. Gene Ontology annotation, cellular component: chaperonin-containing T-complex; cytosol. The transcript is spliced from 16 exons. Gene Ontology annotation, biological process: protein folding. NCBI's taxonomy places the organism in Eukaryota, Metazoa, Chordata, Mammalia, Monotremata, Tachyglossidae. The record is from RefSeq and is a predicted model, not a curated record.
GCCGACGUCACUUCCGGCUCCUGCCCGCCAUCGGACCCGCUCGACGGACGGCACUGGGGGAUCUCGGAGGCUCGGAAACAUGGCUUCCCUUUCUCUAGCACCUGUGAACAUCUUCAAGGCUGGGGCCGACGAAGAGAGAGCGGAGACAGCCCGUCUGUCUUCCUUCAUCGGGGCCAUCGCCAUUGGAGACCUGGUCAAAAGUACCCUGGGACCUAAAGGAAUGGACAAGAUCCUCCUGAGCAGCGGAAGGGAAGCUUCCCUCAUGGUGACCAAUGACGGGGCCACCAUUUUGAAGUCUAUUGGCGUCGACAACCCAGCGGCGAAAGUUUUGGUCGAUAUGUCAAGAGUCCAGGAUGAUGAAGUCGGUGAUGGAACUACGUCUGUAACGGUUUUGGCAGCUGAGUUAUUAAGGGAGGCGGAAUCCCUGGUUGCCAAGAAGAUUCAUCCCCAGACCAUCAUUGCCGGUUGGAGAGAAGCCACAAAAGCAGCCCGAGAGGCUCUGUUGAAUGCUACAGUGGAUCACGGCAACGAUGAAGCUAAAUUCCGGGAGGAUUUGAUGAACAUUGCGAGCACCACACUCUCCUCAAAGCUGCUGACCCAUCACAAAGACCACUUCACUAAGCUGGCCGUAGAAGCCGUGCUCAGGCUGAAAGGCUCUGGCAACCUAGAAGCCAUCCACGUUAUCAAGAAACUCGGAGGGAGCCUGGCAGAUUCCUAUUUAGACGAAGGCUUCCUGUUAGAUAAAAAAAUUGGAGUGAAUCAACCGAAACGAGUCGAAAAUGCGAAGAUUCUCAUUGCCAACACUGGCAUGGACACGGACAAAAUAAAGAUAUUCGGUUCCCGAGUCAGGGUGGACUCCACAGCCAAAGUGGCAGAAAUAGAACAAGCGGAAAAGGAAAAAAUGAAGGAGAAAGUGGAGCGCAUUCUGAAGCACGGAAUAAACUGCUUUAUUAACAGGCAGUUGAUUUACAACUACCCCGAACAACUGUUCGGUGCCGCGGGCGUCAUGGCUAUCGAACACGCAGACUUCGCCGGCGUGGAGCGCCUAGCUCUCGUGACAGGUGGUGAAAUCGCCUCCACCUUUGACCACCCAGAGCUGGUAAAGCUCGGGAGCUGCAAGCUCAUCGAAGAAGUCAUGAUUGGAGAAGACAAACUCAUCCACUUCUCCGGAGUGGCACUAGGCGAGGCGUGCACCAUCGUCCUCCGCGGGGCCACCCAGCAGAUCCUGGACGAAGCGGAGCGAUCCCUGCACGACGCCCUCUGCGUCCUGGCCCAGACCGUGAAGGAUUCCCGGACGGUUUACGGAGGCGGGUGUUCGGAGAUGCUGAUGGCCCAUGCCGUCACCGAGCUUGCCAACAGAACACCGGGCAAGGAGGCCGUGGCGAUGGAGUCGUUUGCGAAGGCGUUGAGAAUGCUCCCAACCAUCAUCGCUGACAACGCCGGCUACGACAGUGCAGACCUGGUGGCUCAGCUCCGAGCUGCCCACAGCGAGAAUAAGACAACGUAUGGACUUGAUAUGAAGGAGGGAACAAUUGGAGACAUGGCCACCCUGGGCAUAACUGAGAGCUUCCAAGUGAAGAGACAAGUUCUCCUGAGCGCGGCCGAAGCAGCCGAAGUGAUUCUCCGCGUAGACAACAUUAUUAAAGCCGCCCCCAGGAAACGCGUCCCAGAUCAUCACCCCUGCUAGGCCAACCCCGGGGGCUCGACGGACGCCGACCCGACCGUCGCCAGGUUGGACGUGAUCCCCCAAGGUGGCCAGGGAGCAGAGCCUUCCUUCAGAACAGCAUUUCCAAGUCGCGGGCGCCGUGCUGAUUUUUUGGUUUGAAAAUGGGUCUAAUUUAUUGCCGUUUCACGAAACCAAUUGGAGGAAAGGCGUCCGUCAUUAAAACUAGUCAUUCCCAU